This is a messenger RNA of Talaromyces rugulosus, 1200 nucleotides long. RefSeq lists its product as uncharacterized. The record is from RefSeq and is a predicted model, not a curated record. The transcript has a single exon. The coding region runs from base 1 to 1200 and encodes 399 amino acids. Lineage: Eukaryota; Fungi; Ascomycota; Eurotiomycetes; Eurotiales; Trichocomaceae.
AUGAAGACUUCUACCGUCGCCACCACCUUUGCCCUCGCGGCUUCGGUUUCCGCCCAGAACCUCAUCAGCCUGCCCGUCAACCUCUGCGCUGGCAUUCUCGGCGAAGCUUCUUGCAACCAGUUGAACAGCAACACCAACUCCGAUGGAUUGAUCAACAUUCCUGUGGAUGCCUGUGCCGCAGUUCUCGGCCAGGCCAAGUGUAACCAGGCCCAGCAGGCUUCUACUUCCUCUGCUGCUUCCUCUUCUGCUUCUUCUAAGGAUCUCAUCAGCGUCCCCAUCGGUCUCUGCGCUGGCAUUCUCGGCAAAGCUUCUUGCAACCAGGCAAGCAGCGACAGCAGCUCCGGUGGAUUGAUCAACGUGCCCUUGAACGCCUGUGUCGCAGCUCUCGGCCAGGUCAAGUGUGACCAGGCCCACCAAGCUUCCAGCGACCAGGGCUCUCUUAUCAACGUUCCUAUCAACGUCUGCUUGGCUGUCUUGGGCGAGGCCCACUGCCAGCAGUCGAGCAGCAGCUCCGGCGGCCUCAUCAACAUCCCCAUCAAUCUUUGCCUUGCUGUCCUGGGUGAGGCUGACUGCAACUCGACUGGCGAUGAUGGCAACACUGCCACUGCUACCGCUACUGCCACUGCCACCGGUACUGCUACUGCUACUGCUACCGCUACCGCUACCGCUACUGCCACUGGUACUGCUCCUGGUAUUGCCACCGGCACUGCUACUGCCACUGCUACUGCUACUGGUACCGCCACUGGCAUUGCUACUGGCACUGCUACUGGUGCUGUUACCGGCACCGCUACUGGCACAGGUGCCUCAAUUCCCAACGGUCCUGCCUCUGGCACUCCUACCGGUGUUGCUAUCGGAACCGGUAACCCUGGUCCUAACGGCCCUGCCACCACUGGCAUCCCACCCAACGCCCCUGGAUCCAGCUCUGUCGCAGUAUCCGGUUCCUCCACCCUCGUGGUCAGCUACACCAGCGUCGUUACUGUCUGCCCAUGUGAGGCCAGCUCGACCUUGGUCCCAACCCCCAAGCCUAACGGCCCAGCUCAACCUAACGGCCCAGCUCAGCCCACUGGAGUUGUCCCUAGACCCUCGACUGUGCCCCCCAGCACUCCACCGGCUCCUUUCGUCGGUGCUGCUGGCCGCUUUGAGAUGUCCGCCUUGACCGUGGUCAUUGGUGCCGCUGCUGCUCUCGCAUUCAACCUUUAA